Molecule: messenger RNA, 1771 nt
Organism: Nicotiana tabacum (common tobacco)
Lineage: Eukaryota; Viridiplantae; Streptophyta; Magnoliopsida; Solanales; Solanaceae
Source: RefSeq, a predicted model, not a curated record
CACACUUCUCUAAUCAAGAUUUCUACAGGUUUGAACCAACAACAAAAUGAGCCAUUAAAAGAAGUUCAAGACCAAAGUCAUCCACAAUUGGUAGCAACUUCAUCUCUAGCUAAGCACGAGAUGGCAUCAUCAAAAGAACUGAGUUUAUCUGCACCUAUAAAUGUUGAUGAUUCUUCAAAAGAAGAGAGUCUAUCUGCACCUAUUAAUGUUGAUGCCAUGAAUAUGAGAGGUCAAUCUAAUACAAGCAUGCAAGUUUCACUUGCUGAUCAUAAAGAUGUAUCAUCAGUAACUGCUGAGAGAUCAUCAGAUGAUGGGUAUAACUGGCGAAAGUAUGGCCAGAAACUUGUAAAAGGAAGUGAAUUUCCAAGGAGCUAUUACAAAUGUACAUACCCAAACUGUGAAGUGAAAAAGAUAUUUGAGCGAUCACCUGAAGGACAAAUAACAGAGAUCGUUUAUAAAGGUUCUCAUGAUCAUCCUAAACCCCAACUGAGCCGUCGAUUUACUCCUGGUGCUCUCAUGUCCAUCCAAGAAGAUAAAUUCUUUGUUGAGGACAAGUUCAACGCCAAUGCCCAGACCAGUAAAAUUGAGCCCAUUAGUACUCCCGUAUCACCUCAGCAAGUGGAUGCUGAUGGUCCUGAAGGGGCAGUUUCACAGAUGCAGGGCACUAAUGAUGAUAUGGAUGAGGAUGAUCCAUUUGUGAAAAGAAGGAAAAUGGAUGGUGCAGUGGAUAUAACACCAGUGAUUAAGCCUAUCCGUGAACCACGCGUUGUCGUUCAAACUGUCAGUGAAGUUGAUAUAUUGGAUGAUGGGUACCGGUGGCGCAAGUAUGGACAGAAGGUGGUCCGAGGCAAUCCUAAUCCUAGGAGCUAUUAUAAGUGCACCAAUGCUGGAUGCCCUGUCAGGAAACACGUGGAGAGGGCUUCUCAUGAUCCCAAAGCUGUUAUCACCACUUAUGAAGGAAAACAUAAUCACGACGUACCUGCUGCAAGGUCUAAUAACCAUGAAAUGGCAGGAUCCACACUUGCAACUGGCGGCUCAAGGAUCAGAGCAGAAGAGACUUACUCUAUUAAUCUGGAUCUAGGUGUUGGUAUUGGAUAUGGUGUGGAGAAUGGGAACAAUAGGCAACUUCACACCGUCCAUAACCAAGUUCAAGUUUCACGUUCCGGUAUGAUGGUAGUGCAACCAGCUGCAAUUGCGGCGCAUUAUGGUAUUGUAAAUGGUGGCAUGAGCCGGUUUGGACCUAUAGAUAAUCAUGUUCAAGGACAUGGUUUUGAGACUUUGCCUUUACAACCUUCUACUCAAUUUCCUCAAAACUAUGGAAAGAUACUCUUGGGCCCAUGAUUGUUUCUACCUCCAAGUAUAAGCUUAACAAUAAGAAGCCACCAUCUAUUUUUUUCUUGAAUAUUGGUGGAUUACAAAAGAUAUCUCUAGUUGAAGUAUAGAUACUUGCCCUCAUACUUGUAGGACCCAUCAUGCUGUAUUAUACAACUGCUCAGAAAAAUGUUGCACUUCCUUUGUACAUAUCAACAGUAUAUUAGGAAGUGAACAACAGUGGAUGUCUGAGCAAAUAUCCACCUCCAAUAUCUUUAUCCCCAUGAAUAGGCAAAUUUUGAUUGGGCUACUAUGAGCACUUGAAUCAAUGGCAUUUUCUAGGAAUUAUGUAAUUCAAUAUGUUCUAUUUACGGUAACUAGGAGGCAAGCACAUGGCAAAUGUAUUUUUUGAAAAAAACUAUUAUGGCAAAGAUAAUAUGAAAGUGCUAUGAGAGACCUU